CCCUUCUACGGCGCACCUGUCUAUCCGUCGCCGCCGCCGGCCGCCGCCAAGUUCGCCGCCCCGCCCGGCCACGGCGACUACGGAGGAGACUACAGCGCCGGGUACGGCGACUACGGCGCCGCGUACAGCGACUACGGUGGCGGCUACGGCGACUACGACGGCUACGGCUGGUACGGCGGCGGGUACGCCGUGUCGGGAGCUGGCAACGCUGCGGCGGACGGCGCCGACUGGGAGGGCGCAGACCCCGCGCGCGCCGCCCCCAGGGGCCUCCCGCGUCGGGGAGGGCGCGGUUUCAGCAAGGCAAUGCCGUACAAGUCAAAUAACCGCUUCAACCCCAUGGGUUCCGGUCUAUGAGCUUACGUCGGUGCACACGGCGAUGGUCAUCCCGUGCAUGCGUUGUGCCGACUCUUCACUGAGGCAUCGAAGAGAGCUUUGUCCACGAGAGAAGUGUAGUUGUUUUCGUCAUUGUCGGUCAUUUUCGUGUGGUUGAAAGGCGUGGGAGCGCGGAUUGCGGACCCGUCGGUGGCCCGGCCACGGGACGCAUAUGCGCAGUGCAUUGCCUCGUUUGUGAUACAUGAUAUUCAUCGUUCGGCCAUGUGGUGUUUGGAUGGUCUGCGGGACGGAACAGGCGACGUUUUAACGAGCCAGGGACUUAACAGCCGGUCUUGAAACCACUUAAAAUCAGAGAGCCUUCCUCAUCUUGCAGGGUGUGAAAGGACGUUGGAUUUGCGACGAUAGGCCCCAACGCACACAUGCAUUCUCAAACAUAAGGGAAUGUACAUGAGCUUCUACGUUCCAGCUUCACGGACGGUGGCGCCAAUCUCACUCUGAAACCCGAUCCGUCCACAACGACAUCUAUCCUCGGGCAGACAUAUCCGGUUAUAACAGGAUCAGUGGGUCGGUGCUCAGGGGCGGAGACAGCGCAAGAUGCUCCAGACAACCACAAAAGACCGGGCGCAGCGAAGGAGGCCCGGCGCUAUCCAACUGAAGAGAACAUUGGGAGCGAUCUUUUUAUCCGGCGCCUGCUGUCGCCGACUCACGAUCGAAGCCCACGUACCGCCGUUGGUUCCGUGCGGCCAGCCAAUGGCGGGCACGUGGGACCGAGCACGUGGUCGAUAAAAGGCGGCGCCUGCCUGCCGCCCAGUCCAGUACAGCUGCUAUCGGCCUGCGGCGCUCGUCCGGCGCGUGCCUCUCCUGCUCCGUCGUCAUGGAAACGGGCCCGGUGUGCAUGAUCGACCCGUCGGAGGUGUACCGGCCAGACAUCCCGUCCAGCAAGGCCAAGGGUCUGUUCCGCGAGUUCAGCGUCGACAAGACGGACCCCAUCCAGAUGCGGGUGCGCGAGACCUACAUGAAGAUGCACACUCAUCAGACAGUCGAUUACGUCACAAGGAAGAUGGCGCACUGGCUGCGGUUCGACAAGUUCGAGGCCACCAUCCUGGAGGCACUGGAGAAGCUGAACGACCUGGUGGACGAGGCGGACCCGGACACGGACGUGCCGAACAUCGUGCACGCCUUCCAGACGGCCGAGCGCAUUCGACAGGAUUUCCCUGACGACGACUGGUUCCACCUCACCGGGCUCAUCCACGACUUGGGCAAGGUCAUGGCGUUUUACGGCGAGCCGCAGUUCUCGACGGUGGGGGACACGUUCGUGGUCGGCUGCCGGGUGGGCGACUCCGUCGUCUACCGCGACACCACCUUCCACAACAACAGCGACCUGGCCGACUCCCGAUACAACACUGAAAACGGCAUGUACCAGCCAGGCUGCGGGCUGGACAACGUGCUCAUUUCGUGGGGACACGACGAGUACUUGUACCGAGUGUUGAAGCACAACAGGUGCACCAUCCCCGAGCAGGGUCUGGCGAUGAUAAGGUUCCACAGCUUCUACCCCUGGCACACGGGCGGCGACUACAUGCACCUGUGCAACGAGCACGACCUCCGCAUGCUGCCCUGGAUCCGUCGGUUCAACAAGUACGACCUCUACACCAAGUCUGACACGAUGCCCGACAUACCGGCCUUGAUGCCGUACUACCAGGGCCUCAUCGACAAGUACUGCCCCGGCAAGCUCAAGUGGUAGCGCCGCAGGACUCGGAGCGGUGUCUGCGCACCGCCGGCGAGCGCACCUGCGCUCUCAGUGCAUUGGGGCGCAGUGCACUUUUUUCCAUUGCACACAGCGCACUGGGGUGCUGGAGUGCUGUGCGUUCAUGACCUAUGUUAGGUCGACAUUGGUGAUAAGCGGCUGCGUCAGAGGGGUUACCAGCGAUUUAAAUGCUCGGUUGGCUCAGUCUUAGACGGGAGGGGUGUAAUGCUUCGUAACCCGCGCAUUGGCAUGGUUUGUUGAUAUGGAGGAUCAGGGACACUCACGUGCAAUAGGAUCAGCAUUACUGCUUGGAAGUGCGUCGCGUCGCUGGAGGCCGUGCCGCCGUGCUGUUUUGCCUCCUUACCUCAAUUCGGGUGAGAGAGUGGUGUUUUACUACUUAUAUAGACCUUUGAGAUCGAUGUUUGAUGGUGGUGGGCGUUGUGGACUGUUAUGGAGCGACUUCUGAACGUGCUCGACAAGCACUUCGGCAAAGGUGCGGUAUGUGAUCAUCCCGUCGUACUGCCCUGCCUCAGAUUGCCUGAGAUUUGCAGUGUUCGGCUGUAUGCGAGCCAAUUGAAUGGACUACGAUUUGAAUACUCACGAUCCCGCAGC
Messenger RNA from Pollicipes pollicipes, 2689 nucleotides. RefSeq names its product inositol oxygenase-like. The transcript has 7 exons. Gene Ontology annotation, molecular function: iron ion binding; inositol oxygenase activity. The record is from RefSeq and is a predicted model, not a curated record. NCBI's taxonomy places the organism in Eukaryota, Metazoa, Arthropoda, Thecostraca, Pollicipedomorpha, Pollicipedidae. Bases 1208 to 2074 code for a protein of 288 amino acids. Gene Ontology annotation, cellular component: cytoplasm. Gene Ontology annotation, biological process: inositol catabolic process.